AUGAAGAGCAGAACAUUCGAUAAUUUAUUUGCGAGUUUUUUAAACAUUUCUAGCAGUAGUGGUGAUAGUAUAGAUAGUUCAAGUGAAAAAUGUAGUUCAGAAAUAAGUGUAUCAAGUUUAUCUACAGAAAAUUUAUUUGAUAAUGAAAAUAUAAAUCCAAGUAAAACAAAUAGCCAAAGAAAAUCUAGUAUAGCAUAUGAUGAAGAAAAAGAAACAUCAAAUUCAGAUUUAGAAUAUGAAAUUACUUCGAAGUAUGUUAAAUCAAUACUAAAAAAUAAAGAAAAGAAAAAAUUUUAUGAAUUUAAAAAGUAUUUAUCAGAUACUGAUGUAUUUUCUACAUUUGUACAAAUAUUCUUACAUUUAAUAAAAAAUAAAGAGGAAAUAAAAAAUCCAUAUGAUUACAUUAUAAACUUUUUUAAAUUAAAAAAUAAUGAUUAUGAUAAUGAAAAAAAAAAGGUUUUAAUAGAAGAAAAUAAGUUUUACAAAAAAGAAAAUGAAGAGCUAAAUAAUAAAAUAAAUUUAUUAGAAGUUGAGAUAUAUGAUAUACAAAAAAAAAAUUGUUGUAAUACCAUCGUGAAAAUUUUUUUUAAAGAUGAUGAUGAGCAAUUUAAUGCUAGCGACAUUUUUAAUAAAAUUAUUAAAAAUAACAAAAAAUUUAAAAUUGAACCGUCUUUUAUAUUUACAAAAGAUAUAUUUUUUCUUUUUUUAAAUUUUUUAAAUGAUGCUACUAGGACGAAGUUACAUGACAUAUUAAUUCAAAAGACAUGUGAACAAAAUCAUUCCUUUUUUUAUGAUAAAUUAUUAAAAAAGCUAAUGAAGUUUAUAAAUUAUUACUUAUCUUUUGAUAAGUCGUCUAUAAAUGAACAUCUCUAA
This is a messenger RNA of Plasmodium gallinaceum, 873 nucleotides long. RefSeq names its product conserved Plasmodium protein, unknown function. The record is from RefSeq and is a predicted model, not a curated record. Bases 1 to 873 code for a protein of 290 amino acids. Lineage: Eukaryota; Apicomplexa; Aconoidasida; Haemosporida; Plasmodiidae. The transcript has a single exon.